Messenger RNA from Mus pahari (shrew mouse), 1689 nucleotides. Its product is annotated as disintegrin and metalloproteinase domain-containing protein 25-like. Gene Ontology annotation, molecular function: metalloendopeptidase activity. Gene Ontology annotation, cellular component: plasma membrane; external side of plasma membrane; sperm head plasma membrane. The transcript has a single exon. The annotation marks the transcript as partial. NCBI's taxonomy places the organism in Eukaryota, Metazoa, Chordata, Mammalia, Rodentia, Muridae. The record is from RefSeq and is a predicted model, not a curated record. Gene Ontology annotation, biological process: proteolysis; male gonad development.
AUGAAACUUCAGAAGAAUGAGAACCCCACUCUGAUGCAAAGCCACUAUGAGGGAUGGUGGACCCACCGGCAUUUUCUUGACCUGGCAUUGGUUGUGGACCGUGAGCGAAUUCGUUAUCAUAACAAUAAUACAUCACGUGUGUUAGAGGAAGUAUUCCUCAUUAUCAGUUUAAUAAAUGAGAUUUAUUUUGCACUGGAUGUUGAGGUAGUUUUAAUUGGACUUGAGAUGUGGAAUGAAGGAAAUCUUGUGCCAGUGGAUAGAAUGGAAAUUCUUCUAGAAGAAUUUUGUGUUUGGAAGACUCUCAGCCUUAAUAGUCGUGUUCCGAAUGACAUUGCACAUCUUUUUGUGAAUCAUUAUUUUGGUAUUUACCUUGGAUUAGCCUAUAUUGGAACUGUCUGUGUGCCAUCUCAUAAUUGUGGAGUUGAUCGUCUGUUAGGACCUAAUGUUAUUUUUUUUGGACAUAUUAUAGCACAUGAGAUGGGUCAUAAUUUGGGUAUGAAGCAUGAUAGCAGCUCAUGUACAUGUGGAAGAAAUUAUUGCUUAAUGUCUUCAACAUACAGUGACAACCCCGAGUUCAGUAACUGUAGUUAUUCUGCCUUCUGGAUAACGUAUGCUACUACCAAUUGUUUGCGCAAGGAAAAGAAGUCAGUAGGCAACCUACAACUCCAGUUCUGUGGGAAUGGAGUGGUUGACGAUGGAGAGCAGUGUGAUUGUGGAGACAGGAAUAUGUGUGAAAGAGAUCCAUGUUGUAACUCCAGGUGUACCCUUAAUGAUGGCGCUGCCUGUGCUUUUGGGCUUUGCUGCUUAUAUUGUCAGAUCAUGCCAGCAGGCACAGUUUGCAGAGAAAAGGUCAAUGAAUGUGACCUUCCAGAAUGGUGCAACGGACAUUCACAUAAGUGUCCUAAUGACGUUUAUUUGCUUGAUGGGAGUCCCUGUAGAGAUGGUGGCUACUGCUAUGAGAAGAGAUGUAAUAACCGAGAUGAACAGUGUAAGCAAAUCUUCGGCAAAGAAGCCAGGAGUGCAGAUCACAGUUGCUACAGAGAACUCAACACCCAAGGUGACCGUUUUGGCAACUGUGGUAUGAUCAGAGGUGCAUACUUAAGAUGUCAUGACUCAGACAUCCUCUGUGGCAGAGUUCAGUGUGAGAAUGUAACAGGCAUUCCAUUUUUGAGGGAGCAUUCCACUAUACACUGGACUCACCUCAAUGGUGUCACCUGUUGGGGGACUGAUUACCAUUUUGGGAUGACAAUCCCUGACAUUGGUAUUGUGAAAGAUGGCACAGACUGUGGUCCAGAGCAUGUGUGUAUUAAUAAGAAGUGUGUCAGUAAGUCAAUUUGGCUAGAACAGUGUUCACCUAAGACAUGUACUAUGAAAGGUGUGUGCAACAAUUUACACCACUGCCACUGCAACCGUGGGUGGGACCCACCACAUUGCCUGGAAAGUGGCUUUGGAGGGAGUGUUGACAGUGGUCCUCCACCUGGGGAAGUAGAAUCCCAGCCACAUAUGGACCUGGUAUCGAUUAUUUCAAUUCUUUCCAUUGUUUCCUUAUUCUUUCUGUUACCUUUGCUUUUGAAUAUGUAUAUAAGAGCACCAUCAAAGACUGAGGAACCCAUUGUUUCCACUUCUGAGGAGGUAGAAGAGAGCAAUGUGGCAAGUAAUGAGUCAGAAGAGCAACAGGUUGAAAUGUGA